Molecule: messenger RNA, 2046 nt
Organism: Parnassius mnemosyne (clouded apollo)
Lineage: Eukaryota; Metazoa; Arthropoda; Insecta; Lepidoptera; Papilionidae
Source: the annotation of a GenBank genome assembly
AUGCAGAAUAAAAAUGGUGAAAUCAAUACUAAUUACGUUGAAGUCGUUCCUCGUAGAGUGGAGGUCAUUUACACAAGAAAAACUAGAGAACGAAAAAUAUAUAUGGACGAAUUGAAAGAAGUUCGCAAGCGACGACACAAGCGGUUCAUUCGGAGAAUUGUAGAUUCAAUUGGCCCCAGCUGGUAUUACGAACUUAGUGAGCCUCAAAGGCGAGCUUUAGAUACAUUAGAAUUUUCUAUAUAUCAAGACGUAUUAGAAGGCCGCCCAUCAAAAACGGAGCAAGUAAUACGUAAAUUAGGCUUACAUCCUCGACCAUAUUCCGAAGAUGUCAUGUACUGUGUAUAUACUGGCCGAAAAGAUCCCAAACAAAUGCUCGCAAAUUUAUUUGGCCUAAUGUACGGUCACUCUAUAGAGGGUAAACGUGCCGACUACAACCUAAAUGCGAAAUUGUUACUAUCUGCAAUUCUUUAUUUAGGUCGACAAAAUUUAAUAAAUUUGUUACAAAACAAAUUUCACGUCGAACCGGAACAACCUAAAGAACCUAAGCCUGAAGUUAAAAUUAAAUCCGUACAAAAAUCUCCGUAUCUAGAGGAAAUGAUUGCAGUUUUGUAUAAACCGCCCACACCAAAGCCACAACGGCCGCCACCAUUACCAAAUUUUGACUCGUUCAAUGAACCUUAUGAAGAGGAACCAAUCAUACGUAAGCCACCUCCUUUACCUCCACCUCCGCCACCGCCAAAAAAAAGGUUACCUCGAUCCUAUUGCGACAAAUUGGCUGGUAUAAUGUCAAUAGAACCUAAGACCUCUAUUGAUAAGCUAUCAAUGAAACCUAUAGCAAAUACUAAUAACAAUAAAAGGACAAGAAGUUCAAAAAUAAGUAUCCUCGAAGACAGAAGAAGAUCAUACGGCAUAGGCACGUCAGUAUCUAAAAAAGUUAGGCGUAAAAAACCAGUAGCACCCACAACGGGUAUGAAAAAUGCACAAUAUUUAAUACAAGGUGUCUAUACUGUGAAUGGUAAAACAGUGUUUGUUCUUGGUAACGUUUCUUUACUGCCACCUGAUGGGGAUAUGAUACAUGGCGGUUAUACGUACGUGAACGGUGAAUGCAUUAACAUACAUUGCGGGUACCGCGGCCGCCCUCCCCCGCCAAAACCCGACCCUUGCGAUUGCGUUACAAAAUGGCAAGAUUCUGUGUUCAAAUACAUUGAAGAUACCAAAUGCUAUUGCGAUCAUUACUACGACUUUGGAAAUGAAGGCGCCUUCAUGCCUGACGAAUUACCUUACUUUGAAAAACCCACCCGAAACGCACCUUUUCGUUUCAAUUAUGACACAAUUUACAACUUGGAUGAUAAACAACUUCACGUACAAAAAGAAUUUAGAAAAUUAUGGGGCACUGACAGUAUGUUACGUUGUAAUCAGGACAGUAAUGAAGAUAAAAAAGAUAAAAGGACAAAAUCAAAAACAAAGAAACAUUCUGCAACGUCCCUUAACGAGAAAGUUAAGCCUGAAGAAUAUCUAAGAAGCGCACUUCGAACGAUGAGACGUGAGAAUGUAGCGGCGAGAUUACCAGAUAUACACUUAGUGCCCGAACUAAAGGAGUGGAUGCGGCAUCGUAUCCACGGUCCCUAUACUCCGAAGGAGAGAUCGCGCAUUCUACACAAGAGCAUUAACGAUUGGCAAAAGUUUUGGACCCUUUCACUGAAAGGUUAUGGUCACGUCUACCCCAGCAAAGAUUCGAAAUACACUGGGCAUACCAAUUGGGUACAUAAACACGAACUAAACCAAAACUUCCGAAAAUAUACCCAUAAGUACAAGUUGGAGUUAUUUAAAUCUUUUGCAAAAUUUAAUAAUAUGCUGUGGCCUACAAUGUGCCAAGCUCAAUUUCCCGAUAAGAAAUUUCGUGAAAUUUAUUAUUCUUAUCUCUACGGAAGGGUUGAGGAUUUGGUUUUAAUACAUCCGUACAGUGUAACCGAAACAGCAGAACGUAAAAGAAAUUUGGAAAAUAAACGAUACAGUUGUUUGCGGGCAAUUGAGCGUACAGAGUAA